Molecule: messenger RNA, 2752 nt
Organism: Rhinopithecus roxellana (golden snub-nosed monkey)
Lineage: Eukaryota; Metazoa; Chordata; Mammalia; Primates; Cercopithecidae
Gene: NSG1
Product: neuronal vesicle trafficking associated 1
Exons: 6
Coding region: 429-1127 (232 amino acids)
Biological process (GO): G protein-coupled dopamine receptor signaling pathway; clathrin coat assembly; endosomal transport
Cellular component (GO): membrane; endosome
Molecular function (GO): clathrin light chain binding
Source: RefSeq, a predicted model, not a curated record
UCGUCCCAGCGGCCCCUCCUCUGUGCCCAGGAUGCUCGGGCGGCGGCUGCGGGGGGACCUCCGCCUUCUCUUCCGACCAGAGCGGAGGAACCUUUCCGCCUCCCUCCGCGCGGCGCACUGAGCGCUCUUUGCCCGGAAAGACUUGCCUCCUGCUGCCUGGGGCAGCCUCGCCCUGGGCGCCCGCACCCCAGCCCUGGGAGAGCGCUACUCCCGCCUCCCGCACCACCGAAAACCUCCUCCCCCUCCUUUUGGGUCCGCGCCCCCUUUAUACGCGGACGCGCCCUUUUUUGGUCGCCCCCUCCCCAACCCAGCGCUCAAGAGCGCCCUGCUCUGGUCUCUGCCACCACCCAGCGCCUCCUGGACUCACCCCCCCAAACCCUUGAACCUCGUCAGGACCCCCAGGCUGCAGCCUCGGAGCUCCCGGAACGAUGGUGAAGUUGGGGAACAAUUUCGCGGAGAAGGGCACCAAGCAGCCGCUGCUGGAGGAUGGCUUCGACACCAUUCCCCUGAUGACACCCCUCGAUGUCAAUCAGCUGCAGUUCCCGCCCCCGGAUAAGGUGGUCGUGAAAACUAAGACCGAGUAUGAACCUGACCGCAAGAAAGGGAAAGCACGUCCUCCCCAAAUUGCUGAGUUCACCGUCAGCAUCACGGAGGGUGUCACCGAGAGGUUUAAGGCUGGUGUCAAGUUCCUGACCUCAGGUGAUCCACCCACCUCGCCAUCCCAAAGUGCUGGGAUUACAGGCGUGAGUCACCACACCCGGCCCGUUUUGGCUUCGAGACAUACUCUCAUCUCUGCCAGGCUCCCUAGCAGCCGGGUGUCUGUGCUGGUCCUCUUCGCUCUGGCCUUCCUCACCUGCGUCGUCUUCCUGGUCGUCUACAAGGUGUACAAGUAUGAUCGCGCCUGCCCCGAUGGGUUCGUCCUCAAGAACACCCAGUGCAUCCCAGAAGGCUUGGAGAGCUACUACGCAGAGCAAGACUCCAGUGCCCGGGAGAAAUUUUACACAGUCAUAAACCACUACAACCUGGCCAAGCAGAGCAUCACGCGCUCUGUAUCGCCCUGGAUGUCAGUUCUGUCCGAAGAGAAGCUGUCUGAGCAGGAGACUGAAGCGGCUGAGAAGUCAGCUUAGCGGGAUGGGCAAGUUCCUUACAAUGUGUCACUUGCAAGUAACAAAGGGACUUUGAGGGACAUUUCAUUAAAUAUAAUUACUGAUACUUUAGAGGUUACUCAUUUAUGGUGCAAUUGCUUCUGUUUGCUAAUGCUGCUUUGCAAAUAAAACUUGCUGCCGACCACCCACGGGCAUAAAAUCAAGUGCAUUUCAGCAUUGCCUAAAGAGCUCUGACACCACUUUUCAUGUUAAGAUCUUCAUUUAGCUCCUUUACUGGGAUUUAUUGGAUGCUGUCAAAAAAUAAAUUUACAAUGGAUGUGUCAAGGGUUUGGAACUCAGAUAAAUGCAUUUUGUGGAAUUGAUUUCUUGAAACCACCCUACUGUCUGCAAACCUUCCUCCAUAGCCAUAUCUAGAGUGAUCUCUCGCUGUGCUAAGAGCAAGCCUACUUCGCAUUUCUUCCACUGCCAUCAGCAGGUAAUUGUGUUGACUGCUGCCAAGAUGCACUGUAGUGAGUGGCAUAGAGAAUGAGGAAAGAGACCCACCUGCCCCUCCCUGUGCUGAUUCCUGAGUCGGGGUGGGACGGCCCUGCAAUGUGGCAGGCUCGGUGUGGAUUUACUACUCUCUCCCCUCUGACUCUGGCAUCUUGAUAGGGAGGGAGGGGCACCACCCACCUGGGUGGCGACAGCUGGGGUUCGCUCCAGUGUGUGUAGACUGGCAGAGCAUGUGAGGGAGGGGGCUGGGAAGAGAUGGCCCUGGGCCCGGGAGGUGCAGAACUCUCUCCCUGCAGGUGGUCUGUCUGCUCUGUGAUGAGCUGAUAGGAAAGAAUCCCCACCAGCCCGCUCGUUCACUUCUAUUAUGAAUAAAUUGGCACCAAUAGCCCCGUUAGUUUUUAAAGAAAUGAGCUGGGUGGGAAGAGUGGAAAUGUAAUUUCUAUUAAACUAGGGCUCCUUUAAUUUUUAUUCUAUGAAACUGAUACCCCUUGAUGUGGGAAACAGGCAGGAAAGGCUGUGGGGUGGGGGGCUGGUGUGGCACCGUGCAAACAAAAUGACAAAUUUCAACUCACGAUCUUUGUAAGAAAAUUGUUCCAGUUUGAAUCUUGAUAUUAAAGUUUAUGUUUACAAAAUUGCCAGUUAGAUGAACUAAGUGUGUAAAACAAUUAAAUAGAAAAAAGACAUUCACAGACGUUUCUUCUAUGUUUUUGAAUGUGUUGUUUCUGGUGUACAUGUCAAAAGUUUCAGUUUUUUAGUAGAUCAGAAAUAAAUGACAGAUAGUGUGAGAUGUGUUGUGAACAGGCAUGGUGACCGUGGUCAGCUCCACUAUUGUUUCCUGAAAUAGCUUCUAAGACAGAAAAUAUAUUUUAUCAUCAAGGGUGUCUGGAGAGACAGACCGUGACCUUGGCACAGCGGUGUGCAUCACAGAGGCAUGUGUUGAGAAUGGCGUUGUUAAGCUGUGGAAAAUGACUCAAGAGCAAUAAAUCAGUGCCAAAGCUUCCCUGCACAUGUGAAUAGAGACAAGUGAAGCCCAUGUGCGCACAGUGCAGAGGCCGAGCCUGUAUUUCCCAGUAGACGUGGACUUUAUUGACUGUGAAUUCAUUUACAUGUAACUUCUGACAUUUCACUCUGUGCAAAUAAAGAACACGAGGAUA